GCCCGGCCGCCCCCGGCUGCGCCCCGGCCCCGCGCCCUGUCCCCUGGCCGCACCUGCCCUCGCUGCCGCGCAGAACCCCGGCUCUUCUCCGCGCCCUGCCAGCCUGGGGCCUGGCCUUCCUCCCAGCAUCUUCAGCCGGGGCUUCAGCCGCCCGCCAGCUGCCCCUCCCAUUACUGGUGGUGGGUGGGUUCCUGCUCUAGGCAAGAUUCUCAUGGAAAGCUGCUGUUGAGGAGAGAUCCAUUGGUUGAGAUGUAAUAAAAAAAAAAGAAUGAAUCAAGAUAGAACCUCUAAAUGCAAGUACCAGAAAAAUUACAACACAUCUCAGUGAAUUUGCAAGUGUCCUGAAUGGAACUGAAACGAAAGAAGGUUCAUCUUUCCUUGUGAGUUGGUAGGCAGUCAUAGGACUGCAAAAUGGGUCUCCGGAUUCACUUUGUUGUUGACCCACAUGGUUGGUGCUGCAUGAGUUUGAUUGUCUUUGUUUGGUUAUACAACUUUGUUUUAAUUCCCAAAAUUGUCCUCUUUCCUCACUAUGAAGAAGGACAUAUUCCAGGCAUAUUAAUAAUAAUAUUCUAUGGCAUUGCCAUAUUUUGUCUGGUUGCCUUAGUGAGGGCCUCAAUAACUGAUCCAGGAAGACUCCCUGAGAACCCAAAGAUCCCACAUGGAGAAAGGGAGUUCUGGGAAUUGUGUAACAAGUGUAAUUUGAUGAGACCGAAGCGUUCCCAUCACUGCAGCCGCUGCGGCCACUGUGUUAGGAGAAUGGAUCAUCACUGUCCAUGGAUUAACAAUUGUGUUGGUGAAGAUAAUCAUUGGCUUUUUCUGCAGUUGUGUUUCUACACUGAACUUCUUACUUGCUACGCACUGAUGUUUUCUUUCUGCCACUAUUAUUACUUUCUUCCACUAAAAAAGCGUAACUUGGACCUCUUUGUUGUCAGACAUGAAUUGGCCAUAAUGAGACUAGCAGCCUUUAUGGGCAUUACAAUGUUAGUUGGAAUAACUGGACUCUUUUAUACUCAACUAAUUGGCAUCAUCACAGAUACAACAUCUAUUGAAAAGAUGUCAAACUGUUGUGAAGAAAUAUCGAGGCCCCGAAAGCCAUGGCAGCAGACCUUCUCAGAAGUUUUUGGCACUCGUUGGAAGAUCCUGUGGUUUAUUCCUUUCAGGCAGAGGCAACCACUGCGAGUUCCCUACCACUUUGCCAAUCACGUCUAAACAGAUGGAUGGUGGGCACAGAUGGGUCCUCCAUGCUGGAAAUGCGUUACAGGUUUUCUGAUAAUAGAACUAUGACAGUCUUCAAGUCAAUUAAAAUCCACCCACCAAUCUUAGGCAUCAUAAUAUGCCCCAGGCUUUAUUUUAAUAGUGAUCUUGAUCCUGUUGUGGGACUAAUACAUGAUCUAUAUUUAAGUUUUAAAGCAUGUUUACUUUCAAAUUAGCUUUCCACAGGGAUUUCUUUAAAUGCUUUUGCUAUUAAACUCAAAAGGCAGUGAUUGGGAUGAAAUAAUUGUACAUAAUUUCUUUUAGUACUGACAGUAUUAUCGAUUUUAAUUUAUGGGAAACUUCAGAUGUUUAUUAAAAUUUUUCACUCUUAAGCAGUACUAACCAAAUCUGAAUUUAAUUCUUUAGGUUUUACAAAUGUUGACCUUAUAUUAUGUGUAAAUUUUCUUUUUCAGAUACAAUUUAAAAUACGUUAUACUUCCUUUUAUAUGUGCUGCAAGAUUUUUUAAAAUGCAGCAUAUAGGACUGAACAACAACAAAAAACCAAAAACAGCAACAAAAAAGGACAGUGUUUUCUUAGAAGUAACUUUCUAAUGUUUUUUUUUUCUCUCCACCAAAAACAAAAUAACAAUACCACUAAAGUAAAACACCAACUACGUACCUUAUUUUAAAGGAAAGAUUAAUUUUUUCCCCAUUAACUAUCCCAUUUCUUUCCCCUAUACUGUUGUAAUUAUUGGUUUCUGUUAAAAUAUUUGCUCCAAGGAGAAAUUUUUGACCACGCAGGCAUGUGUUCCUAUUUUACCCUAAGAUUUUGAUGAGCAGAAAGGGUAAAAAAUUUGCAGUAAUUCCACUGAUACCUUUUUUAGUGUAGUUAUGUUAGAAUGCAUAUGUUUUUAAAGUGCUAGUAUAACUAAUGUAUAAUGUAUAGUAUAAAGAGGAAUAUUGUGCUUUUGAAAAAAUAUGUAUACUUUUUACUUUUGUUUACCUACUAGUAGAUCUAAAAUUACACCUUGAAGGUUUUUAUAAAAUAGAUAUUGGUCAACUAAUAUUGAAAUUUUAUUUGUAGGAAGUUACUAGUAAAAGUAAGUAACUUUUGUGUACCUGUAAUCACCCAAAUUGAAAUUAAAUUUUAAUCGGCCAACUGUAAUCUGGAUUGAGAGACGUUUUGUUAGUAACUAAUGUUAGGAAAUGACCUUAAAAUAAGAAAAUAUAAUUAUCUAUGUUCAUUAUUAGCCUUAAAGAAAUUUAAAUUGCUAAUUGUGAUGGUCUGUUGGAAAGCAUAGAACAUUUGUGUGAAAAAAAUAUUUAGCAUGCUUUGAAAAAAAUUCAGUUUAAAUUUUUUUUCCAUUAGAAUACUGCAGAAUCCAUGUAUCUUUUUAAAAAAUUUUAUGUACUCAGUCUUUCCCUUGAAGAGAAGAUUGAAGGGAUGUCUAGUAUUCUUGGAGCGUAUCAAUAUUUUCUUUUUAGUUAGUUUUGAUAGUAAGGAGUCAUACUUGAGAAAUCAUGAAACAGAAGGUUACCAUUGUCAACUAGUUAACUAUACUGUGGUUAGUUUUUAGAGAUUGUAAAUAUCCUCUAAAAUAAUAGAAUAAGGUCUUCUCAGAAAUAUAAGUAUCAUGUCCUUCAUGUUCUGAUUACAAUACUUUAUUGUUUAAAAACUUAGUGGCAGAUGAAAAUAUUUAUUGGUGCUGAUAAGAUGCAUAGUAAAUUUAAUAUAAAAAUAUAUUUAUAGAGUUUAAUGAACUACAAAAUUAGUACAUAUAUGGGCAAAUGGUUUGGGUUUUGUGCAAGCUAAUAUACUGACCAAAUUUAGCCUGGUGACUGAACUGGUAUAAGGAGUAAUGUAUAGACAUUAUAGAUAGAUGUCAGUUGAAUGCCUUAUGCUGUAUACAUUCCUUUCAAAUGGGGACCUUGAGAAAAUAGCAAAGCCAAGUGAAGACCCCAUAAAGAGCUUUAUGGAUGUAUAUAUACUUCAUAUGGUAGCAGUAGCUACCUUGAAAGGUAGCAGGGAGGUACUCAGUGAGAACCAGAGGUGGUGUCUUUCCCACUGAUAAGGAUUUCUGGGUUUCGUUUUCUUAGAAUUCCCACUUCUAGGACACAUUUUCUUCUCACCUUUCUUUUUACCUUCCCUAAUGCUGAUCCCUCUGUACCUGAUUCCUCUAAGUUACUGGAAUACAAACUAAUAUAUUAGGCAAGGCAUAUAUUUAUUUUUCUUUGAAUGGCAGAAAUGCUGCAUAUCAGUAUAUUUAUAUGAGAAUCUAUUUAAAGUGUAUCUAUAUAUAUUUAUGCUGUAACUGUCAGUAUUUCCAGGUUAGCAUACCUGUCUGGGUUUUAUGAUUCUUGUUAGACAACUUGAGAGAAACCACCUGGCACUUUCCUAGGGAGUGCAUAAACUGUAGUGUGCUCUCUGCGCCCUCUUUUGGCUAAUUGAUGUAAUUAUAUUGGCUCUAGAGAUUUAUUGUCCCACAGGUGAAUUGUAUAGCCAAAUUCUGAACAUUUCAGAGGUACAAACUUGAGAAAUAUAUGUACAAAAAUGUAAGGUUUUAUGAAAAUAUAUGUGUUCCUAUUUAUGAUUUCGAUGUCUAGUUCAUACAAAUAUGACUACUUUGCUUCAUACGUACGUUCAUAUUAUAUUUUUUACUGUCCAACAAAUUUAUAUCAGAUCAGGGUAAACAAAUAUAAACCUUUUCAUGAAUUUUAUUUUGAACCUUAUUUUAGGAAAUUAAAUCCUUAUAAUUAAGAAAGCCGUCACCUUAAAAUUACCAAUUUAUUACGAAACAGAUUUAUUGUAGUUCCAAUGGCAAGCGAGCGUCUAAUGUGUUUUACUGAAUAUCUAAAAAAAUACAUUUAGUUUUUUAAUCCUAGUUUUGGAAUGAUUUAUGUUUACUAAUUCAAUUGCAUUCAAAUAGUAAGAGAUUAAUAGUUCUUUCUACACUUUUCUUCAUUCUUUUAAACUUUCCUAAUGUGAGUCAGAGCUAUAGCUUUAGUAGCCAGUUACAUCUUCUGGAUAACCAUGAAAAUAAUUAAUGGUGUUGAGCAUUAGAAGACAAUUAUGAGCGUUGAGAUUGCUGAUGUAAUCUAUAUUUUGGAUGAAGUAUUUCUUUAUAAACAUUCCAUUUCAAGUGAAAUGUAUGUUAAAGGUUGUUUUAGGUCAGCAAAGUCAUUAAUUGGGCUUCUGGAAAGGAAAGAUUUUUAAGUAGUUGUCAUAAGUUACACCUCUUGAACAAUUAUGUUUGUUGCUAUUUUCUGCAAACAAAAAAGUUUACGGGCUCAAGAUUGUAGGCAAAAAUUGACUGAGUUCAGAAUUUUGAAAAUAUUGUUAGCUGAUAUUCCAUUGUAAGAAAAAUACUGUUUUGCUAAAGAGUUGUAUUAAAAAUAUUUGUGGUUAACAUAAGAGAUAGGUAUGCUUAAAAUAUUAAUAUAUUAAUCUCUUUGAACAGAAGAAAGCACAAUUUACUUUUAAGUAGUAGAAAUAGAGAACAUAAGCAUAAAGUUUAGUGUAAUAACUAAGUUAAAACUUCUGUGAGAAUGAACAUCGGUGAGCGUUUGCUAAUGCUUAAAGGUAUUUUUCUCUAAGGAUGGUGGCUAAUUAUUCAUCAGGCUUUUUCAGGUCACUUCCCUACAGAUUAUUAGUUGAAGGUGUGUUUCACCCAAAAGGGUGUGUUAAUGCUAACCAUGAAGACUUGAGUUAGGACAACACCCCCACCCAGGAAGUAGGAAGUAAUUUUCAUUAUAACCACAUACCUUUCUGUUUGUUAGAUAAUGGAGUAGUCUGAAUGUUCUCACAUUUGUCACUGUAAAAUCACAGCGUAUCCAGCUCUAGUUUACAGUGGCAUUAAUAUUAACAGAGCUGCUAGUCUUUCCCUGGACUUCUCUCUAGUGUCUGCUUCCCUUGUGCUUCAUGUAUGAAUAGACAACUUAGCUCACGUUUACUAAACUAUUGCUGCUUCAUUAAAUAAGUUUUUGACAUGACCUCUAUAUAUGUAGAUAUAUCUAGAAUUUAUUUGGUACAGUUUACACUUACAAACAUUAAUAAUUUAUUAAUAGAUAUGUAGUAUUAGAUUUGUUACCCAGUCUACUGCUGUUGCUUUCAAAAAUAUAAGAAUUGGCAACUGUAGUAAAGUCUGUACAUUUAGUAUGUUCUACUUGCUAGUAUUAGUAACCGUGUAAUUAACAAAUGAAUGAGUGUCUUUUUUAAUGUCCAUAUUUGUUACUUUCGAUCCUAAGAAUCCUCUGAAUUUCUCUGUAAAUCACAAAUUUCAUUAUGCUCUGAAUUAGCCAUUCUCAGUUGAAUUCUAGAAUAUUUGUCAGUAGAAUCUGAAAAAGUAACAGAACCAACUUGCUUAAAGUAUUUUGAACCAAUGUGGUUCUUCUGUAUAUCAAUCAAUAUUUAGCAUUUCUUUUCGAUUUAGGAUGAUGAUGGUUUCACUUCAGGAGGUGUUUUCUCUGAUGUCUCCUUUCAUUAUCAUUGUGCAGUUUUUAACAACAGAAUUUACUACAUUUUUGUCUGUUCUUCAGAUGUAAUACUGCCUGCUGUGCUAAUUUGAAACAGAAAUAAUAAUGGUAUUUAUUCUUAUGUCACUGGUAUUUUCGGCAUUUUCCAUUAUCCCUAUAUUUUUUUUCUAUUGUUAUUUCCUUUUCCCCUUGUCUACCAUAGAGGACAGGUGCAAAUGAGUAGUGAGUAGCCAAAACUGGAUAAAGAGAGUAGGGGAACUUAUUAAGAUGGAGAGAAGGCUAGAUGGAACAUCUAUAAUCAGCAUCUCAGCAGCAGGGUUUAUAGAAUCUGUGGCAUCAGAGAAUUCUCCUACAAUCAUUUUAGCCUUAUCUCUUGUUGAUACGGUUUUACUGUAAGAGUUGUUAAUGCAUGUAAGCAUUUAGUUUGAGUUAUUUUAUCUAAGGAGUUUAUAUUGCUGAUUCUUGUCAGCUAGUCAGAUGCCUUUAAGAAAUUAUUUUGAAUUUUAAGUAUCAUAAUUGUAUAGUGUAUGCCAACAUGAAGUGUCAAGAAUCAUGUGAAAGUACAGCUAUUUAAUGCCAAGUAGAAAUGAAUAGGUUGCCCAAAGUUUGAUUGAAAAAACUGGGACCUUUUUAUGUCUCCUAUUGCAGAGAAAGGAUAUUAAGUAUUGUAGUAAAAUUUGUCAACAGAGGGAGAAUCAACAGUUCGUACAUGAAGGGUGAUUUUCACUUUAAAAUUUGGACUGUUUCAGAGUCUUUGAUAUCUUGAGGGUCUCCAUAGCUGUUGGUUUUGUGAAUCCCUUUAACAUGUGCUGUGGUGCUUACCACAGUUGUUCAGCACUCCGAGCUUUUUUGUAUUGAUAGCUUUAUAUAUAAACAGAGAUGUGGACAAAACAGUAGCAACAAAAGGUGUCUCUUUUUGUGGCUUUUGCGUGUCUGUUGACUAAAUACAGGGUUUAAUUGCGUAGGCUGUUAACUAAAGGGAAAGCUUGUUUACCUAUUGCAAGCUCUAUGUUCUUGCCAGUGUGUGUUGGGUGAUAUUUGAACUACUGGUGCCUGAAGUUAGUGUUCUACAACCUCAACAACUAAAACAUCCUGGUGCUACUCACUUUAGCAUUGAGUGACAUUUUUAAUUCCUGUACCAAAGAGUUAAUUUUCUUUUUGGUUCACUGAGAGUUUUCUUCUCACAUCCUUGUGUUUAUAAAGUAGAAUUUAAUGUUACUAAGAAGAGUUUUGAUUAAUAGAUCUUAGUUUUUGCACACUGCUGCCUCAAUUUAAUUGGCUUUAAAUGUCUCAUUUGGACUACUUUUUUUUUAGUUAGGAAUAUUAGUAUGGUCUUUAAUUUUGUAUUUUCGUAUAGAUUGGCUACUUUAAAAAGUAGUUUAAUAGGUUGAACUUACAAAAGAUAAUUGAAACACUUUACACAAGAUUGUUUUGUUUUAUUCCACAGGAAUAAAUAAGAAAUCUACUUUUAUUUCUACAGAUGAAUUGUAUAGCUUGUUGGACCCUUUUAAUAAAUGCUAAAGCAAAAUGCUAAAAGGAUAAGUUAAGGGCCCAUUCUGAUUACAGAUGAAGAAUUCUGCAUCUGUGUGUGUGUGUGUGUGUGUGUGUGUGUGUGUAAUGCUUACUGGUAUUAAAGAGUGGUAUUACCGUUUGUCUGUUUUGCAAAUAAAGAUAAAAUUAAAGAACACUUUAAAAAUAUACACUAUAUAAUAUAUGUAUGUACACACACACAUUCUCUCUCUUGCCCAAGAGGAAGUGCAAAACUUUGAUUUAAGGAAAACUAAUAGAAAAUUGAACUUUACCAAAAAAAAAAAAAAGCCUGGUUGUUAUUACCCACUUUACAUAAGUUAGAGUUGAGUAUUUUAAAAACUAAUUCUGCUUAGUGAUUCAUUUUACAAAAAAUGGGAGAAAACAUCCUUUAGAAGUAACUGUAAUUGUCCAAAUGUAAUACUAUGUAUACUACCCUGGUUCCCUAUUUUUUCCCACAGACUUUCAAAACACUCAUUUAGUGUCCUUAUAAAAACUGUAGCUAAAAUGAUUAAAAUUCUGGCAAGAAGAUAACUGUGUGUAUGUAUUGGAAAAGUAGACAAUCACAUCUGAGAAUGUUUUGCAUAGUUUUCAAUCAACUAAAAUCAUUCUUUGAAUGUAGAUACAAUAUAUGGUUUUGCAGUGAAUUCUGAAUGGAAAAAAAUCAAGUUUGAAACUAAUGUGAAAUGUGACUUAGGAUCAUUUGAAUGAUAUAUAGAAAUACAGAUGUACAUAUUUUUAGGGGUAAAGACAAAAUUUAAAAGCAAAAUGGGAGGAAACAGCAUUGUCUCUCUCUAAUUGUCAACAAUAUAUCUUCUAAGUUUUGUUGCUACAAUAUCAGUUCUGAGUUACUCAACUUGUUUAUAUGUUACUUAAAUUAAUGUGGCUGAAUGCAGCUAUUGAUUCAAGUUGUGUAGUAGAAGAUUUCACAAUCUGCCAUCCUCCAGAGAUGAAUAUUAAAAAGAAAUUUUCUACUUUAGCAUAGGUAGAAUAAAGUGACUAGGUGAUGUAAUAGGAAGAAUUUUCUCCACAAUUGGAGAAACUCAGGCAAAUGAGUUGCAAGUCUAACCUGAGGGAAUGGAAUCGGCUUUUGGGAGAACUGAGCGUAGAUGACCUUGCUUGUAUGAGCUUUAUGCCCCUGGAAUUAGUCUUUUUGAAAUGUGACUGGUGAGUUUAAUGAAAAGGCAAAAUUUGUGAUAUUUCGAGACUCUUAAAAUUUUGUGUCAACCUCAAAUGGUGUCUAAUAUUAUAUCCCUAAAAUAAAAGACUUUUAUUUUAAUAGUGGUAUGUUCCAAGUGCCAUACGAAGAUCCUGUUUUUAAAUUUGUCAGACAUUUUUUCAUUCAGUGCAUACGUUUAAAUCUGAGUGCUGUUCUGCUGCAUGUCUAUUUUACCUUGUCAGUUCCCCUAAGAGCAUUUAAAGAAAAAUCUUCACUGACAUUUCUUGUGCUAAAGGUAAUAAGGAAAAUAGUAGUUGAGGGAUAUGAGAAUAGACUGAGGAGAAGGAGGAAGAUGACAAGUGGGAGCCAUGUGUCUGAGAUGCAUUUGUUGAAAUGAAAAGUCUACACUGGUUCAUAAAAUGAAAAACAAACCAUGUAUCUACCUUAAGAACGAUGUUUUGUUUUUAAUUUAUUUUAAUGAUUUAGUUUUAUUCAGGUAAUAUUUCUGUUUUUGCAGAUUGUUUUUAAAUUGUGGAGUUUUUACUUCUCUUGAAAUGUAUUAUGUACUGUAUUUUUAGAAAUCUUAUUUUUAAAUAAAUAUUU
This is a messenger RNA of Hippopotamus amphibius kiboko, 8956 nucleotides long. RefSeq names its product zinc finger DHHC-type palmitoyltransferase 21 (gene ZDHHC21). The coding region runs from base 412 to 1209 and encodes 265 amino acids. The record is from RefSeq and is a predicted model, not a curated record. Gene Ontology annotation, biological process: peptidyl-L-cysteine S-palmitoylation; protein targeting to membrane. Gene Ontology annotation, molecular function: protein-cysteine S-palmitoyltransferase activity. The transcript is spliced from 10 exons. Gene Ontology annotation, cellular component: endoplasmic reticulum; Golgi apparatus. NCBI's taxonomy places the organism in Eukaryota, Metazoa, Chordata, Mammalia, Artiodactyla, Hippopotamidae.